Messenger RNA from Vairimorpha ceranae, 331 nucleotides. RefSeq lists its product as hypothetical. The annotation marks the transcript as partial. The transcript has a single exon. The record is from RefSeq and is a predicted model, not a curated record. NCBI's taxonomy places the organism in Eukaryota, Fungi, Microsporidia, Nosematidae.
UAGUAUUUAUGAAAAGGAUGAUAUUUUUAAUAUUGAAUUUUUUAAUGAUAUACGAAAGUUUUCUGAUUUAUAUUUAUGUCUGAAUGAAAUAACGUUAUAUGAUUUUUAUAGCAUCUUACUUGAAAAUUUACGAUCUAUAUUUGCGUCGGGGGAAAAAACAUUGUCACAAUUAUUUGAAAGUAUAGCAUUACUAACCAAUUUAGACGUUAGAUACAGCAUAGGAAAAGAGCGUGUUUAUUUUAAUAAAGUAAAAGCCAAGAAAAUGUUUCAAAUAUUAAAUAUUGACGAUCCCGAGACCUUAGAAAAUUGCGUUAAAGGUUUAAUUAAAUGA